Uranotaenia lowii is the source of this 3489-nucleotide messenger RNA. It is a transcript of the gene IntS3, whose product is annotated as integrator complex subunit 3 homolog. Bases 202 to 3318 code for a protein of 1038 amino acids. The record is from RefSeq and is a predicted model, not a curated record. The transcript is spliced from 12 exons. NCBI's taxonomy places the organism in Eukaryota, Metazoa, Arthropoda, Insecta, Diptera, Culicidae. Gene Ontology annotation, cellular component: cytoplasm.
UGUGACAUUUCCAACAAAAAGCCAACAGCGUUUGAAAUUGUUGGUAUAUUUUUUAUUCGUAAAUACAAGAAUUAACGAUUUAAAUGAUGUUUAGAAAAGAAAUUCUUCGGGAAACGACUUUAGUGUUGUAAUUUAUGUUAUUUCGCAAACUAGAAAACUAAUCUUUGAAGAGCAUGAAAGGCAAUUCGCUGAAAUAAAAAAAUGGAAACUGCAAAAUCAAAAUUGUUUAUCCAAACCAUCGUGGAUUUAAAAGAUGAAUUCGAAGAGAAGUACGAACGUGCAUUUCGAUUGUACGAGGAUGUGGUUUCCGGCACUAACGAGAAGGAUCUACACGAAAUGUUGACGACUAGCGUCGGAAAAGAAAAGUCCCAGGAAGAUAUUACACUUGCGUUGAUGUAUGCUAUUUUGACCGAUCCAAGUGUUGCUACGAAAGCCUACAGUGAUCUAACUAUAUUGAGCCACGAUGGAUUUGCCUUUGUUACAACCAACUUAGCUAUGCUCGCUGCAGAAAAGUAUCAAAGACUUAAUGAUACUCCCCGCAAGCAACUACUCUGGUUUCUCAGGGAACUUAUCAAGAACCAAGUUCUGAAUGUGGACAAUUUGGUUUGGAACAUUCUGAGGCAAGCCUGUGGGGGAGAUAUAAGUGCUAAAAAUGUCACUCUGAUUGAAGGACUUCUAGAUAUUUUUAUCGAGUACAGAUCUUGGCUAGAAAAAGAUCAAUUUUUGGUCGGAACUGUGGUGUACACAUUUUUGCGAUUACUGGAAGAUCAUCACAGUCCCCAGUUUGCGCACUUGCACAAUAAAGAAGUUACUUUUAUUACAAGUUUAAUUAGGGAGCGGUUCACAGAUGUUAUGCCUCUUGGAAGAGAAUUCGUCCGACUUUUGCAAAAUGUUGCACGAAUUCCCGAAGUAGAAGCUCUUUGGAAAACUAUACUUUACAAUCCAAAGUCUCUAUGUCCGACAUUUAAUGGUGUGUUGCAGCUCAUGCAAAUAAAAACCAGCCGUAGAUUCUUGAGAUGCCGAUUAACUCCGGAUGUAGAGCGGAAGCUUCAUUUUUUGAUAAGUAACGUUAAAUUUGGGAAUCAAAAACGCUAUCAGGACUGGUUCCAAGAAAAAUAUUUCACCACUCCAGAGUCCCAGAGUCUGCGCUCCGACUUGAUUCGAUUCAUCAUUAGCGCAAUACAUCCAACGAACGAUAUGCUUUGUUCCGAUAUAAUUCCACGCUGGGCUGUUAUAGGUUGGCUUCUAACAUCUUGUACGAAUGCUGUAGCCCAAGCGAACGCAAAGCUUUCACUAUUCUAUGAUUGGUUGUUCUUCGACCCCCUAAAGGACAAUAUCAUGAACAUUGAACCAGGAAUUUUAGUAAUGUAUCAUUCCAUAAAAAAUCAUCCUCUGGUGAGCUGUACCCUGCUAGAUUUCUUGUGCAGGAUAAUGAAAAAUUUUUACCCCAAAUGUGAAGAGUUGGUUCGUGCCGGUAUAUACAAUUCUCUACGGAUCAUUCUUGAGAAACAGGUGAUACCGAACCUCGUACCUUUACUGGAGUCUACUAAACUAGAUCGCGAGCUCAAAACUAUGCUGCGCGAAAAUUUCCGUGAAUUUUUUUCAAACACAAGUAGUUCUUCCAAUUUGGUUUCUCCCCUGAAAAUGCUGCCUUCGGAAGAAGAAAACCAAUUCAUCAAUGCGAGUUAUAGCGAGGAUAACUGGAGCACUAAUAACGAGCAAAUAAAUUGCACCACCAUUGGUGAUGAGCCAAAAUUUAGCGAUGAAGAGGAUGAAACAAAAACAGCAGCUGGUUUCAAAGAUGAUCAUUCUGACGACGACGAUCUGCCAUUGUCUAAGGUUAUCAAACUCGAAAAGCCAUUAGUGCAAUCAAUUCCGGAUGAGUUAUCUCAGGUAUUGGAUUCAUUUAAUGAGUCUAAGAAAACUGAAGAUUUUGAGCUGGUUAUAUCUGGCAUGAAUACGGUGACCCUAAAUGCUGAACAAGAAGCUUACGUACUCGACCGUAUAGUAACAACAUUGAAGCAAACUUUGGCAAACAGAUCAGUGUUCCCAGAAUCAAAAUCUGAUGAAAGCCUUUCUGAAAGUGUUAGCAAUCCUAUUUUUCAUAUGUUUAAACUUUUGUAUCAGUCUGAAGAGAAAAGCAAAAAUCAAGUUGGAAGUUUGCUAGUCACCACUAGUCAACAAAUUCCCAGCACUGGAUACCUUUUGUUACAUUUUUUGAAAGUUCAUGCCAAGCUCCAAGCUCGAAGAAAGGAAAACUCAGCAGCUUCUUUCAAAGCAAGCGUUUAUAAACAUUAUUGCAUGUUGAUUGAUUCUAACUUGGAAGAUCAGCUAAAACAAGAUUUAGAUGUUCUAGAAAAAAACAGCUCGCAGAUGUUUUUUUGGCUACUACCGGAUAUCUAUAAGGAAUUCAAAAACAUCAUGCUCAACAAUACUGAAAUUUUGGCACUGGUCAUUGGUGCUAUAGACGCCACGAACUUACGAGACAUUAUUUUCAACGUUGCGCAAGGAAAACUGAAUAUGUUUAGCAGUGAUGACAUUAUCGACGUAGUACGCGAAAGUCUUGAAUACGAAACAUUUGAACAAUUCUGUUUCUGGCAACUUCUACAAGCACAUGACGUUCCGUUUGAAUCGUUUCAGGAUAUCAUACCAGAGCUGGAUUCCUCACAACAUGCCGAAGCUCUCACGUACAUAUUAUUAUUAUUGAAGAACGAAAAGCCUUCCACAGAUUUAGUGAAAUGUUUGUUAAGUCGAGAUUCCAAAAACAAAGCUGACGCAUUUGUUAUCUCCGUGCUUCGUUGCUGGUGCGAAGAGUACGAAGGCAAAUUGUCAGAAAUAAUAGCGAAUCUCUUAACGUCUAAGUACCCAUCAAGCUCUCCGAACAAACGCAAGCGACCCCUAAAAUCAUCUCCAUUGCAAAACUGCACACCUUCGUCGGAACAAAUUUUGCAUCAUUUGGAACACUUCCGCCGAAGCUGUAGGCACGGGAAUGGAACAGGAACUGGGCUUUACGUACAAAACGAGAUGCAGAGAUCUCUUCAACAAGCUUUUUCUCACAGCACUGAUAGUCAGAAGAAACAUUUUGCCGAUUUGUUUGCCUUAGCUGCAGAAGAUGAAACAACCGCAACAGUGGGACGUAGGAGUACCAGCAGUCGGGGACGUAAACCUCCGGCUAGCAAAAAAGAUUCUGCAUCGUCCAACAGCAAUUCAAAAAAGAAUCAGGAUAAUUCGUUCGCAAGCGAUGAUUCUACUGAUGAAGAUUGGUCUAAACAAAAAUAUGGAAAACGUCGUAAAAAAACAUUCAGCGAUUCUGAUUGACAUUUCGUAAAGUACACGCCGAACCGACUUAAAGCGACGAUAAAUAUCUUUGUUUCUACAGUUUUUAUUCUGUUCUCAUUUACAACACACUUUACGAUGUAAGUUCUUUGUAAAUAUGUCUUAUUAUACACCAACAAAAGGGAGAGAAUUGUAAUAAAAGUUUGGAAAUAA